AUGAAGUUUAGUUGCUAUUGUAUAGUUACUUUUUGUCUUUUGAUUACUAAUGUGAUUAGUGAAGAAUGUGGCUGUAAUCAAAUACCAUCUGUAGAGAUUAUUAACGAUGAAACGUUAGCUUUGGGUAUUAAAGAAGUUCGUGACGAUUUUCUUGCAAAACAAGUCUCAAGUAAAUUCACUCGACUAUCUGCAACAAUACUUAUCAGAGAAGAGAAUACACAAACAUGGAAAAGGGGCAGUGUAAAUGGUACCUUAAUAGAGUAUCCAGCAUCAACAGUCAAAUUAAUGUAUAUGUAUGCAGCAAUAGAUUGGUGUAAAAAACAAGGUCAAUCAAUUGAUUGUCUCGAUAGAUAUGUUCGACCUAUGGUCGUAGUUUCAUCAAAUUUAGAUACAGGCUAUGUUGUUGAUGCCAUAACAAAUACGACAAAUAUUGAGGAUUUAACUUCAACGAAUGAUACUCGUUGGUCUAAUUGGCUCUCUGAACGUUUAUCAAUUGAACGUUUAUUAAAAGAACUUAAUGUCUAUGAAAAUCAAAUAAUUCGCAGUAAAACAUAUCCGACAAAUUCAGGUCAAUCACCAAUCGGUAGCGAAUCUGUGCUACUUCGAACUCCUUAUUCCCGUAAUCUUUUACAAUCAUGUUGUACAGCAUCUUUUAUGCUCUAUCUAAUGCAAGCACGUCCUCAAAAUGAACUACAAUAUAUGAAACCUAUGCUUUAUCGUACAUUAGAAAGUGAUCAUACAACGUUUGGUAACGGCUUACCAGCUGGUACCAUAAUUUAUUCAAAAUCUGGAAAUGCCUAUGAUACAAUUGAAGAAAUAGCUUAUAUGAUAUUACCGAAUGGAAAAGAAAUCAUUCUUUCUGCGUUUAGCAAUGGCUAUCAAAGAGGUGCAAGUGAUUAUUAUAUUCUUGGUCGUUUUGCUGAAAUGGUUCUUGCUAAAUUUUCACUGAAUUCUCCAUCAACCAUAAUAUUUACGACGGAUAAUCCAGAUAUUUAUACUUGUUCAAAUUAUUCAAUCAAAUAUACAUCAUCACUUCCAAAAGAUAACAUCGGACAAUCGUUAAUCGAAUUCAAUGGCUCGUGUAUUAUUCAUCCGACUUUAUCUGAACGUGGCGUUUAUACGGUAUCAGUAUGGAAUCCGUCAUUUUUUGAUUCAUCAAUGAGUGUGAACGCUCGAUUGAAUGUUGCUGUAACAGAUGCAUAUAAUGUUACAGAUGGAGACGAUGGAUACAUCUAUGAUCAACAAAAUAGUUUCUCACGUUGGAUAUCCGUCGGAGAUUUUCUACUGAAUCCGGGACGUCAAAAUGUUUAUUUGAAAUCAUUAAAUCAAAAAUCAGUUUUUAACGCUAUUCGAUUUUCCAAACGUCCACCAUUGACCAUUGACGCAAAUACUCGUUCCACGUCUUCUAUACUGAUUUCAUAUAAGAAUUUUAUUUACUUCAGCUUUCUAUGUCUUCAAAUUCGAUCUUUAUACUUUAUUGAUUAUCACUGA
This is a messenger RNA of Rotaria socialis, 1491 nucleotides long. NCBI's taxonomy places the organism in Eukaryota, Metazoa, Rotifera, Eurotatoria, Philodinida, Philodinidae. The record is from the annotation of a GenBank genome assembly.